AUGAAUACAUGCCCUGAGAACCAGAUGCCCCGCGUGCGUGUCAGGAGCACACCUCCCGAGACAUUCCAGCCGGCGUACGGCCAGAGGCAGAAGCGGUACGAGUCCUUGCGGGCAGUGGCCCUUGCAAUGGGCUUGCAGCCAUCCACACAAAUUGCUGCAAACUGCACAGAGGCCAUCCGCAACAGGGCAUCCAAGAAGGGCAUGUCAACAGGACUGGGCAUCAGCCGAUGUGUUGCUGGAGCCGAAGGCGCCUUCAGCAGGCGACGGCUGCAGGGAGUAUUUGAGCUCCCAGAAGAGCAGUACAGCACACGAUCCGGUCCUACACAGGCAGGCGCAGCAAAGAGGCAACGCCGCGGGACUGCAGAACGCACACAAGUUACGGCUGUGUUCCAAGGCGGCGGCGGGCAGAUUGCACCCCCACAGGUCUCCCAGCAAAUUUACUACCCAAGAGACCCCCGCCUGGCACAGCACACUUUGAACGCCCCAAGGACAGCCGGCCACCGCAGCAGGAGCAACAGCAGCAGCCAUGCACCUGCCAGGCCGUACAAGACCUCGGCAAAGCAGCCGGCAGUGGCAGGGGAGCCCAGCAGGGCACACAGCAUGCAGCAGUAUCAGGAUCAGGCAGAGCUGGUGCAGCAGCUGAAGAAGCAGGUGAGGGAGCUGACUGUGCGGGUGACUAAGAGGGACGAGGAGAUGGAAGUGAUGAUGAAGACAGUGAGUCAUCUCAUCAGCGAAAACAGCGCUCUCAAGGCAGCGGGCCAGAAUUAG
Coccomyxa subellipsoidea C-169 is the source of this 768-nucleotide messenger RNA. RefSeq lists its product as hypothetical. The record is from RefSeq and is a predicted model, not a curated record. NCBI's taxonomy places the organism in Eukaryota, Viridiplantae, Chlorophyta, Trebouxiophyceae, Coccomyxaceae. The transcript is spliced from 5 exons. Bases 1 to 768 code for a protein of 255 amino acids.